Messenger RNA from Andrographis paniculata, 2567 nucleotides. RefSeq names its product outer envelope protein 64, mitochondrial. The transcript has 13 exons. The record is from RefSeq and is a predicted model, not a curated record. NCBI's taxonomy places the organism in Eukaryota, Viridiplantae, Streptophyta, Magnoliopsida, Lamiales, Acanthaceae. The coding region runs from base 161 to 1969 and encodes 602 amino acids. Gene Ontology annotation, molecular function: protein binding.
GUUCUGCCUCUCUCUCCUUAAACCCUUCGUUUAUUUUUCUCUCUCUCUAAAACCCCAGUCGGUCUCUCUCCGUCGUACCAAGCGGACAAAUCUAAAUUCGCCGACCUUUCUAUCAAUUCAACCUUGAAUCAAUCGAUUAGUACAAUUUUGUGGUUGUUAAAUGUCUGGAUUUUCUAAGCUAAAUGCGCAGAGUCCGAAGUUGUGGGUGGUGAUCGGCGUGGGCGUCGCCGGAUUGUUGAUCCUUGCGGAGGUUCAACGGCGUCGAAUCAAAGCGAAGAACGAGGUCAGAGAAGAUUUUGGAGCUUUUAUCGAACGCUUUGAGAUUCCUCCAUUUCCUCAGCCUCCUCCUCCAGCUGCUCCUCUACCGCUCUCUGGCCUUAUAUUUGCCAUUAAUGACAACUUCGAUGUAAAGGGUUAUGUAACGGGAUAUGGAAGUUCAGACUGGAAGAAGACGCAUGAUGCAGCAGGGAACACUGCUGUAGUGGUCACAACAAUGCUAAAAAAUGGUGCAGCCCUUGUGGGAAAGACAGUUAUGGAUGAGCUUGGCUGCGGGAUACUAGGCGAAAAUAAGAACUAUGGAACUCCAACCAAUCCACAAAAGCCAUCUCAUGUUCCUGGAGGUUCAUCUAGUGGAUCAGCUGUUGCUGUUGCUGCACAAAUUGUGGAUUUUUCUCUUGGUACCGAUACAGUUGGUUGUAUAAGAGUACCAGCAUCAUUUUGUGGAAUACUUGGAUUCAGACCAUCUCAUGGAAUCGUAUCAACAGUUGGUGUUUUACCAAACUCCCAAAGCUUGGACACUGUUGGGUGUUUGGCAUCUGAUCCAUCUGUUUUGCAUCGGGCUGGACAUGCUCUUCUUAGUUUAAAUCCAUUGGAGCCUAAAAGGAUACCACGCAUAAUGAUAGCAGAUGAUCUUUUCCAGAUUUCGAAUAUGUCGUUGCAUAAGAUCGUUCAUAUUAUAGGCAAAGUGACAGAGAAGUUAUCAGGCUACCAGGCACCUAAGAAUAUGAAUUUUAGCCAGUACCUUGCAUCAAAAGUGCCCAGCCUAAAAUCAUUCCAGGAAACGUCAACAAGAAGGGAAACUGGAGGAUCUGAUCUGAGAGCAUUGUCUUGUGCGAUGCAUUUUCUUCAUAGAUGGGAGUUUGAAACAAAUCAUAAAGAGUGGGUUAAAUCUAUCAAACCCAAGUUAGGCCGGGGGGUCUCUAGUGAAGUUUGGCCAGCAAUAAAAACAGCCCAAGAGAAUGUCAAAAGCUUAUAUCAAGUCAGAACGGAAAUGCGACUUGCUUUACGAAGUCUCUUACAGGAUGAUGGGUUAUUAGUAAUUCCCACGGUAGCUGAUCCUCCUCCUAAGCUGAAUUCCAAGAAAUCUUUCUCAGCAGAGUUUCUUGAUAGGAUGUAUGCUUUGUCAGGCAUUGCAAGCAUGUCCGGAGGUUGUCAGGUUGCCAUUCCAUUUGGAGAACAUGAUGGCUGUCCAAUUUCUGUGUCACUUAUAGCAUACCAUGGAAGCGACAAGCUCUUACUCGAUACUGUUUUGGAUAUGUAUUCUUCUCUGCAAGAAGAAGUCAGCAUUAUUUUUGGUCCUCCGCAAUUGCCAGAAACUAAUGGUAACAUGGGGGAUGCUGAACUACUUAAGGAAAAGGGGAAUGUUGCAUAUAAUGCAAAACAGUGGAAUAAGGCUGCCAAUCUCUAUACCGAUGCGAUAAACUUGGAUGGUCUAAAUGCAACUUACUAUUGCAAUAGGGCAGCUUCAUAUUUGAUGUUGCGAUGCUUCGAAAAAGCUGAGGAGGAUUGCACCAAGGCAUUAUCUUUGGAUAAGAGGUACGUGAAAGCCUAUUUAAGGCGAGCUAAAGCUAGGGAAGAACUUCAUAACUACACAGAGGCCCUCAAAGAUUUCAAGCUUGCUCUUGUUUUCGAACCACAGCACAAAAUUGCCACACAGGCCGUAAAGCGACUAACAAAACUGGUCAGUUGAGACUCUCCUCUGCCCCAUUUUUAUGCUCUAAUUAAGCAGAGAAAAUUUCAGGAAACAUCGAUAUAUAGUGAGACUUGGACUUCCAAUCAAAUAUUCUAUUUAUGGUUUGAGAUUUUGAGACGUGCACGUUUAUAGGCAAUGCUGAAAAUGUUGGAGGUGAGUAAACAAGAUUGAAUUUUGUCAAUGCAAAUAAUGUGAAAGUUCCAUCUUGCAAAUAAAUAUUCAGUGUGUGCACGUGUUAUAGGGUGUGUUUGUUUGGGGGUUUGGAUUUUGAGUUGGGAUUUGAAUAGUAAAAAUUUUGAAUUUGAAUAGUUGUAUGAUGUGAUAUAAAUAGGGUUUGAUGUGAUGUUUUGAAUGUAAAAUUGAUUUUUAGUAUAAUAUAAAAAAUGAAAAAUAGGUGUUUGAUUUGAUGUUUUUGGGGGGAAAAAAUUGGAUGAAUAGUGGAAAUUCACCAAAAUCCUUCAAACAAACACAUUAAUGCAAUAGUAUGUAAAUUUUGACAGCUAAGAAAACCUAUUCUUGGGGUUUUUGGAUUUUGAUAGUGUGGAUUGUGAAAAUAUUUCAAAUAAAUAUUAGUUUAUGCGUUUCAUUACAAGAU